AGAUAUCCUUUCCACCCUGUGACCACGUCGUUUCCUAGUGAAGAGCGAAGAAGACUUACGCACGCCAUCCCGAGAGACCAAAACGUUCUGUCCCAAAUCGAUCCAAGAAGACCGGAGAGCUGUUUCCAACAUAUCUGCCAUGUCUUCCUCACAUUCUAGUCGUUCGGGAGGCCACAGGGGCUCUGGUGCGGGGAAGGGGAGACAAUCCUCGUUCCAACAGCUGAUCGAGUCGCUGCGGACGCACAGGGUCAACACGCUGACGGAGCUGUGCCGGAUCGAGCGGGUGGCGGCGAGCUGCGAGAACGAGGAGGACGCCCGCGCGUUCCAGGGGCCCAUGACGUCGGCCUGGGAGUACUACGUCAACAGCAACCAGCUCCUGACCGAGCUCCGCGGCCUGACACGCAACUACCCCAUCUCCGGCGAGGUCGUCGACCGGGCGCACCAGCUCGUCCGCAACGACCCCAACUCGAACCGCAGCUGGAACCUGGCCUGGCUGUGCCUGGUCAAGAUACGCGACGCCGGCCUGAUCCCUACGUACGCGCAGGCGGACGCCUGGCGGAAGGAGAUGUGGGGCGGCCGCGACCCGACGCAGGAGGAGGCCGACCAGCUCUCGCAGUGCUUCGAGUACGAGUGGACGCAGGCCGUCGAGAACAUGCUGCGCCACUGGUCGGCGAGCCCAACGUGGUACUAGCCGAGUCGCCGAC
This is a messenger RNA of Durotheca rogersii, 704 nucleotides long. RefSeq lists its product as uncharacterized. The record is from RefSeq and is a predicted model, not a curated record. NCBI's taxonomy places the organism in Eukaryota, Fungi, Ascomycota, Sordariomycetes, Xylariales, Xylariaceae. The coding region runs from base 140 to 691 and encodes 183 amino acids. The transcript is spliced from 3 exons.